Messenger RNA from Lymnaea stagnalis (great pond snail), 5245 nucleotides. The record is from the annotation of a GenBank genome assembly. Lineage: Eukaryota; Metazoa; Mollusca; Gastropoda; Lymnaeidae.
UUUAGUGGUAUUCCGGCCCAAAAUAAAAAUGGCGGCGCCCAUUAUAAAGCAAGAACCUACCGAAGAAAUUGAUAUCGAAGCAAAGUAAUUUACUAUUUGUUGGCAAAGUUAGCCGUAGUAAAGAGUCUGCAGUAGGUCUGUUUAAGGGCCAUCCAUAUAUAAUAAAAAAUAUAUAUUAUAUUAAAUUCGCUAAAAAAGUUUACUAAUUAUAAGUGUGUUAGUGUUGGACUGCGAUGUUAGACACAAAACAAGUUCAAGUAACAAUCAGUGUCAAUCACUUAACUCACAAACAAUAUGAAUGUGUAGUAAAACAAUAUAUUAAUAUGUGUUCAGAUUUAAUGAUUAUUGGCUGAUUAUUUUACAAAAUACUUAUGUAAACGUUUCCGCUAAAAAAGUUAAAUCUUCCCUCCUUCCCCAUUUUGGGACCUCUCUCACUCUCCAUGAUUGGCAUGAUAACCAUUAGCCAGCAUAGCCCAUAGCCAGGAUCCGCUGAACUGAUGACUGAUACUGACAAUUACUGAUGCUCCAUGCAAUAAUUUGAAAGAUGCUUAAUGCUUACGUAUUAAUAAAAAUGCUUCUUCCCGCCCCCCCCCCCCCAAUGUUAACUACUGCAGCAAUUGGCAAUAGGCUUUUUAUUUUCUAUACACAUCUUUUAGUACAUUAAAAUUAAAUAUAAUAAUUCUGAAAGUGACAUCAUAGUUUUCUCCAUGCUUUGAAGUUAUUAUUAUAGUAAUUAUAAUUAUAUUUAUAGGCUGUUUACAAUAAUGAAAAUGUUGUUGUCUGAUGUGCUCAUUGCAGCUCUAAAAUUAAUUAUUUUUUAAAAAUGUUUUAGACGAGGUUGAUUGAAACAAAUUAAUUAUUCAAAGAAAUAAAGUUUUUUUUUUUUUUAAAUAUUUAAAGGAUUAUUGAAUUAUGUGGACAAAAUCCUAAAGGAAUAUCUGAUGAUGUCAUCAAACUUGCAAUACCUCAAUCUGAUAUCCAGCAAAGGGUCAUAGCUGUUAAUAGGCUACUUUCCACAGUGAGUUUUUAUAUUUAACCGAUACUAUUUAAAAUCAUUUCAAUAUUUUAUACAAAUUAAAGUCAUAUAAUCUUUUAAAUAAAAUAAAAAUAUUUUUGAAUAUUAUAACUGAAUUUUAAUAAUUUUUAUACCUGUAACAUCAAAUAUUUUUUAUUAUUGGUACUCUUCAUUUUAGAAUCGACUGGAACUUUUGAAAAGUGGAACCAAGAUACUCUAUAGAUUAAAAGACCCCGAUUCAGCAAGGUAAUUAAAUUUUAUUUUAAUUCAAUUAUCUUUUUUAUCAUUAUGGACUACUUAUAUUAUUAUUUUUUUAAAUGUUUAACAAUGUUUGUUAUUAACCUGAAGCUCUUAAAUAUGCGGUAAUUGAAAUCUAUUUUUUUUUCAAAAAUCAGCCAGGUCAAAGGUGCUGACACCGAGGAAAAGGUUGUGUUCCAGAUCAUCAAAGAUUCACAAAAUAAAGGUAGGUAGGGUACGAUUUAAGACAUUAUUAUUAAAUCAGUUGAUUUUUACUAUGAUAUAUAUUCAAUUGAAAUUUUAAUCUUUCCUAAGUGUAUCGGUAUGUAAUUUUUGAUGUGUAUAUUACAGAGCAUUUAUGUUUCCUAUUUAAUCAGGUGCCUUUACUUUGGCAGGCAUUUUUGGUGAUCCCAAGUAGUUUAAAAAGUAGUUUAAUAGUAUUACUUAUUAAUGAGUGUUGGUAGGUACUUUUCUCAUUAUCUAUCAUUCACACAAAUUUCAGGAAUAUGGACAAGAGAUAUUCGCAUCAAGAGCAAUUUGAAAAAUAUUCAAGUGCUCAACAAAAUCCUGAAAAAUUUGGAGAGCAAAAAGCUUAUUAAAGCGGUCAAGUCAGUCAAUGUGAGUUACUCAAAAUAUCAGCUGGCAAAUUUAAAGCGGUCAAGUUGUUCAAUGUGAGUUACUUAAACUAUCAGCUGGCAAGAUUAAAGCGGUCAAGUUGGCCAAUGUGAGUUACCGGGUACUUAAACUAUCAGCUGGCAAGAUUAAAGUGGUCAUUGUGAGUCACUUAAAGUAUUAUCUGGCAUGUUUAAAGCGGUCAAGUUGGUCAACGUGACUUAAACCAUAAACCGCCAAGUUACUGGGCAUUUUGUACAAAAAUUGUUUCAUUUUAGCUUUGGUAUUUAUUAUUUAGAUUUAGAGUUUGCUGGAGGGAAAUCUAGGACAAACAUCAGUUAGGGUUAGAGGCUUUAUAUUCAAUGUUAUAGGUAAAAUAAUGCAAAGAAAAAAAUCAAAUUCCUAAUGCUUUGCCAACAUGGCCAUAAUGUGUACCAGUAGGAGAUGGAUGCUUUAUUGUUCCAUUUUUUUUUUUUUACCAGGGUAACAUAUAGAAUUAAUUUUUUUUGCCUGCUGACUUCAGUGGUUUAGUUGUUUUUUGUUUUUUUUUAAAUUUUUGUUUCCUCUUCAAGAUUUCAAGAGCCUCGUAAAUCUGGCAUUUUGCCUGACUAUAAUACUGCACACAAGCUUGUGACUUCAACCCUAGGGAAAAAACUAUAAUUCUUAAUAUAGUACACAAAAGAGAAUAUUGCACUUACCAUUUCAGGCCUCCAAGAAAAAGGUGUACAUGCUGUACAACCUUGAGCCAGAUCAGUCCGUGACGGGUGGGCCAUGGUACAGCGCGUCAGAGUUCGAGUCAGAGUUUGUUGAAAUCCUCAACGCACAAGCUCACAAGUUCUUACAACAAAGGGUAGCUGUCAUAUUUAAAAUUUAUAACGUUACAAAUUUUAUGCUGUCAGUUUAUCCAUUAGAUGUACAUUUCUGCAUCACCCAUUUUUGUUUUAAAAAAUCUUAUAAAGUCACUAUUUGUAUGUUAACAUUUAUUAACAAGUUAAAUAUAUUUUUAUUUUACUUAAAUAUUACAAUGAUAUUGAUUCAUACGCCAAUCCAUCUCAGGUAGUGGAUGCAAAUAAAGUGUACCCUGAGGAGCCAUGGACAAGACUUCAGGCUUCCUAUGCUUCAGCCGAAGAUGUACUGAAAUACAUUACCAAUUUGGGCAUAAGUAAGGUAAUCGUGAUGAUAUCAAUAUCAUACAAGCACUGCUUUUAAUCAUUUUAUUCAUGAAUAUGCGGUUACUUUCAUGUUAAGUAACCAAUGUUAUUAAUGUAGCUUCGGUUAUUAUUCCCCUUAGAAUGUGCAUCUAAGUUGUAGUGUGAGCACUCAAAAUCAUGUAGCCCCUUACGUCUAUAUUUUGAUGCAGCCAUUGUGGUUACAAUUCUUGCUUUCAUUUCUUGUUUCUUCAAAUGGGUCUCUGGUAUUAUCCACUAAUAUUCCAAGUUGGCUCAUUUCAAAAGGUUUUAAUGUCAGCAAAGUUGUUGCUUUCUGUGUUUAUUCUUAUCAUACAUUUCAAACUUGCAUUUAAUAUUUGCCAAAGUUAAAGUUGUCGCAUUUAGUCAGUAUAUUUUAUUAAUAUUUAAGGGGAGGUUAAUGUGCACGACAAACAAAUGUUUUACCAAACUUAUUCGAAAUUGUCAUGAACUGUACAAUAGGGAAAUUUGUAUUAAUAGUGGAUCUAUUUAACAAAAUAAUUUAAGUUAAAGUUGCGGUACCGCAGACAAAAAAAGUUUUGAAGAAUUUGAGGAAUCAAUAAGUUAUAAGUUGCGUACCGGUACUGUAUAUACUCACAUAUAGGUCGCGUCAGUGAAUAGGUCACACCAGUGGAUAGGUUGCACUCUUAGUUUGGGUUUGUCAAAGUAGAUAUUUUCAGUUGAUCUACAGAUAGGUCACACCAGUGGAUAGGUCAUACCAGUAGAUAAGCCAUACCAGUAGAUAGACAAUUCCAGUGGAUAGGUCGCACCCUUAGUUUGGAGAGUUGCGUGGCACAUUUUUAACAUAAAUGUAAAAAUGUAACCGAAUAUUUUCUAAACCAAAAUGUUUCUGUAACAUCUUGAAACUGAAAAGCAACCGUCAUAAACUAUGGGAUCUCAAAUAAGGAUUUAAAAACUGAUUGCCCUCUGCUCGAGCAUAAGUAAGGGAAAAAACAAUUUCCGACGUUUUGCAUAAAUGACUUCUCCACAUUGAAUGAAAGUACGCAAAAUUAAUUUCAAGUGGAUAGGUCACACCCCUGUAUUUGAUCAAAUAUUUGGUUUUAAAAUAUGUGACGUAUAUGCCAGUAUGUAAGGUAUUAAUUUCUUAUAAUACAAUUUUGAUUUGAUUAGGUAAAUUUAUCUGUGAAGGACAUGGAGUCGAUUCUUGAUACCCUCAUUUUUGAUGGGAAAGCCGAGCUCUCCGCCAAAACAACAGGGAUGCAAGGGAUGGCUCCAGGAGAUUCUUCAGUGAAAAUAUACCGAGCUGUGAAGCCGUUGUCUGACACAUCAGGUUUUGUGAGGACACCGUGUGGUGUUUGUCCAGUAAGUCUUAGUUAGAACAUUUCAAAGGGGAUGGUGAAUUGGGAGGAAAGGUACAGGCUGUCUGAAAACCCAGGAGGAGCUUUCUGUGCCCCUGCUAGUGAUAAAAUUUAAAAAAAUGAAAAUUAGUGCUAUCCCUUGUGUCACUUCCAUUAAUAAUAUUAAUAUGGCACUUCCAUCAAUAAUAUGGCACUUGCGCCAAUAAUAUGACACUUGCGUCAAUAAUAUGACACUUUCACUCCAACCAUUUCUCUACAACACAGCAAACUAUAGACACUUAAAACUUAAGUUUUUAAACGCAUUUUAAUGUCUUUGUUUUUUCUUGUCUGCUGAGGAAUGCUUUCAACAGAAAAAUUCACUUUUAAUAAUCCUGUUCUUUCACUUCAAGUUUAGCGUAACUUGUUCAAUGAUUUAUUCCAUACAAACUUGAACACAAACCUUCAUGUAUCAUCCUUGUUUGUGUGUGUAUAUAUCUGUUUGACCAGUACUGGUGUCUAACUAUAAUUAUUUGUGGAUAUUAAGAUUAUCUUUUCUUGUUUUUUCCCCCAUUUCCAAUUUUUUUCAUGAAUGUUUUUGUCGCCAGGUUAUCAGCAGAUGCACAGUAGAUGGUCUAAUAUCACCCAAGACAUGUGUUUAUAUGAAGGAUUGGUUAGAGUUUUGAUGACAAUAUUUUUUAAGUCUCUUUUGUUCACAUUGUUACAGUUACUGGUUGGGGAAAAUUCCUGAUUUUAAAAAAGUGGAAUAUUUUUUACAAAAUGGUGACUCAUUUGAUUAUGAUGAUAUAAAAUAUGUAUUUAUUAAAACGUAAAAUUCAAAUAUUGAUUGUUUACUUUUUGUUAAUUAAUUUAUGGAAUUCAAGGUCAAAGUCUAAUGC